Molecule: messenger RNA, 474 nt
Organism: Staurois parvus
Lineage: Eukaryota; Metazoa; Chordata; Amphibia; Anura; Ranidae
Source: the annotation of a GenBank genome assembly
AUGGGCCCCUGUACCGCCUCCUCAUGCUGCUGCCAGGCCCGUAAUCUGCCAUGGGCCCUCGUACCGACUCCUCAUGCUGCUGCCAGGCCCGUAAUCUGUCAUGGGCCCCUGUACCGCCUCCUCAUGCUGCUGCCAGGUCCAGAGUGUGUCAUGGGUCCCUGUACGGCCUCCCAUUGCUGCUGUCUCCAUCGCCACACUCUGCCAUGUGCCACUUUCAGGUCUCCUCACACUGCUGGUGGGUUCCAUUUUGUCAUAGGGUGCUGUAUGGCCUCCCAUUGCUGCUGCCUCCACCGCCACACUGUGGCUCCACACUCUGGUUUUGGCCCCGUGACUGCCCAAAUGAGUGAAGUGUGCGGUGAUUCUAAGAUCGACGGCACUCAUCUGCAUGUCAUACUGACUGACAGUAUUAGUUCUCUUCCCCAGCAGACUCCAAGGGCAUUUAAAUUAAAGGUACAGUGUUCUCUACUAAUAUAA